ACAGCAAGUUAAACUAGCCGAACGGACCAAAACAAUCUUCUGGGAAGAUUUUGCAGGAGCAUUUUAUACUUAUAUAUAAAACGCUGCUCAACUAUGCUGGGAUGUGGAUAUGGCGAUUCCAAGGAGGAUGUUUGCACUCCAUGCCGGCGUGUGCUGGUGACCGGAGCCACUGGUCUACUUGGACGUGCAGUCUACAAGGAGUUCCAGAACAAUGACUGGGAGGUCCUGGGGUGUGGAUACACUCGUGCUCGGCCUCGUUUCCUCAGCUGCAACCUGUUGGAUGAGGAGGCUGUGCGGGCGGUUAUUCACAACUUCCAGCCUCAUGUGAUCGUACACUGUGCUGCUGAGAGAAGGCCUGAUGUGGUGGAGCAUCACACUGAAGCAGCCUUGAACCUGAAUGUACAUGCAUGUGCUACACUGGCAAAAGAAGCAGCUGGCAUCUUUCUGAUCUACAUUAGCACUGAUUAUGUGUUUGAUGGACGCAAUCCCCCAUAUGGAGAAAACGACACCCCCAACCCGUUAAACAUGUAUGGGAAAUCAAAGCUUAAGGGGGAAGAGGAGAUACUCCGACACUGUCCAGGUGCUGCAAUACUCAGGGUGCCCAUUCUCUAUGGAGAGGUGGAGAAGGUUGAGGAGAGUGCUGUCACUGUGCUGUGGGACUGCAUUCAGGAAGGAGCUGAGAGCUCAACUGUAGACCACUGCCAGCAGCGCUUCCCCACCUAUACCAGUGAUGUGCACGUGUCUGCAGGAAUAUGGCUGAUCGAUGUCUCAGGACUCAUCCUGCACGGGAUCUUCCAUUAUUCUGGAAAAGAACAGAUGACUAAAUAUGAGAUAGCCUGUGCUAUUGCAGAUGCGUUUAACCUACCCAGGAGUCACCUGAUACCGUUGACCGAGCAGCCUGCUGGAGCCGGCGCUCAGAGGCCGCAGAAUGCUCAGUUAGAAUGUUCUCGUCUGGACCUACUUGGGCUGAGUGUGGAACCAACUCCCUUUAAAACAGCAAUUAGAAAUUGUCUCUGGCCAUUCCUCCAUGAUAAACGCUGGAGACAGACAGUCUUUCACUGAGCGACAAAGCAUACAUUCUUGACUUAGUCAGAAAAUAUGGCCAAAUCUGUUCACAAGUUAAACAGCUUUAGUUGAUGUUAUAUUAAUGCACACAGCGACUAAUGUAUUAUUUUAUUCUUAUUUUCAUUGCACUCUAUGUAAUAGUAUUGUCGCUUAAGGCAGUUGAGGAUAAUUUGUGUAUGGGUUUUAACCACUUUCUGUCACGAAUGUAGUAAAAAGCAAACUGUCUGGGAGAUUAUCUAAGUGUACCCAGGAUGACCAUAUAAUACAUAUACAAACAACCUGCUUGGUCCAUAUUGUAGAACACUGCAUUUUGUUAAUUUUUUUUUAAAAGU
Molecule: messenger RNA, 1397 nt
Organism: Ictalurus punctatus (channel catfish)
Lineage: Eukaryota; Metazoa; Chordata; Actinopteri; Siluriformes; Ictaluridae
Gene: mat2b
Product: methionine adenosyltransferase II, beta
Biological process (GO): S-adenosylmethionine biosynthetic process
Cellular component (GO): methionine adenosyltransferase complex
Molecular function (GO): methionine adenosyltransferase regulator activity
Source: RefSeq, marked provisional